Messenger RNA from Drosophila mauritiana, 1262 nucleotides. RefSeq lists its product as uncharacterized. The transcript has 2 exons. Lineage: Eukaryota; Metazoa; Arthropoda; Insecta; Diptera; Drosophilidae. The record is from RefSeq and is a predicted model, not a curated record. Bases 254 to 853 code for a protein of 199 amino acids.
AUCUCGGGAACUGAUACUUUAAAGCAAUAAAGAUAUUAUCGUGACUUGGAACUAUACGACUUUAUAAUCACAAAAUACAUGGAUUCCACUACCCACUAAUUAAAAUAGCAAGGGGCAGCGCUCGUUCUUAUCACGCUCACCGAUUUCUGAAGACUGAUUACAGUCAUUAUCCCAUUUUGUAUCAACUUUGUGAAAUUAAGAGAGGGAUUAUAAAAGGAAUCAGUUCGAUAGAGACUAGAUACAGUUUCAAAUCAUGGCUAGCAGAUUAACUUGGACUUUUCUAGUCGCAGUAGCUGCCCUCCAGCUUUCGCUUGCAGCGCCUCCCAUUAACAAAUGGCAGUUACAAUUCGAAGUGUCCAGUGAACUCUUUCAAAUGGUAACAGAUGCCAUGGAACAGCUGAGACAUGUCUUCCAACUGGUCAUCGACGAGGCCGAACUCAUUUUACCACCGAACUCCAAAGGACACAUUCUCAGGGAGCUUAAGGACUUCGUCGCGGCCUUGGACACCCUGGACUUCGAUGAUUCAUUCGAACUGAAUAGACUGGAGGAUGCUCUUGAGGAAUUGGAAAGCAUCAUUUCGAUAGCAGGCAGCAAAGAAUUCGAAUCGGAAGCUGACGAGGUUGUGGUCCAGCUAUUCAUACAGCACGGAGUUGAGGACCUGGAGCAGAUCCUGGAAAGAAAUUUGGAAACUACUCUGAAAACCGUAGAGCAGAAGGUGGAGAAGUACAUGAGCACAUGGUCCGACAGUCGGUUGGCCAGGAACGCGGAGUUGGUCAAGCAGUUUAAUGAUUUUAAGAACGAGAAGGAUAUCUAUGAGAAGCUGGACAAGUUAACCAACUCUGAUUUCAUUUGAAUAAACAUAUACACAUAAAUAUGUUUCAAGUACAUUUAGCUUUAAACCAAGUACUAACAGAUACAUAAGCAGAACGUAUAUAUAAUUUACAGUAACUGCCUUCAAGUAUCAAAACCAGUAGUCCAGAGUUCAUGAUUUGUAUCAUAUUAGCACGCUCGCCGGAAGCUAAAAAUUGAUUACAUAUUGCAGCUGAUUUAACAAUCAAUGAGCAUAUAAUAAAUACGCUAUUAAGUGUUUACUACUUAGUACAGGAAUGACGUAAGAAAAGUGGAAUUCAUUUUGCUAAGGCAUUGAAUACCUUAAUAUACCUUUUAUAGUUUUGUAAACUGUCAGGUUUCAAUUCGAAAGUUUUAAUGAUUUUCAUUCCUCCUAUUCAAUACACUUGUUAUUAAGUCUAAUAAAUAAAACA